ACACGUUGCCUUGGGAGAAGCAACACGGGCCGAUCACUGGCUCACACGUCGCACGUCCAGCACAUCAGCUGCUCUCUGCUCGAUAGUCCUGCCGGAUUUACCGCUGAACAAAGGGGAGAGUUGGACCAGCCACCGCAUCCCGAGAAGGACAGUGAUGAUCAAUGCUAGUUAGAGCCUGCAGUUGAGGAUGUCUGCUACAGAUUCGGACAACUCCAUUGACUGGCUGGCUAGUGACAAUGAGGAAAACGAGAGUGAACAAGAGUCUGACUGCACUACAAAGCCCAGCCAGACAGAGGCUUCCUCGUCCCCCAGCAACCCUUCACACCUGGGCCCGUCUGAAAGCAGCUGCUGUCGGAGCUGCGAGUUAAAAGAGGGCGACAGUAAGUGGAGUGAGGUCAGGGAGGUCUCCAGCCGGGGAUCUCCCGGCUGCAUGGAGAAAUGGGACAGAGGCAUGAUAACUGGACUGUGUAAAACACAGCAAGGAGGAAAAGUGAAUGGCAAAAACGCUCAGCAACUACUGAAGAGACCUUACAGCUCUGCAGAGGAGCAGUCCAAAGAACGGCAGCUCAUUUCCAACACAUCGGAGAAAGACCAGAUUUUUAGCAGAAAGUGCAUGGAGCUACAAUGCUACAUCCAUCCCCUGUCAUCAAUUUUAAACGGCCUUCGUUCAGGGAGAUACAAAGAAAGACUCAGCAGUUUCCAGGAGAGUGUGGCCAUGGACAGGAUUCAGAGGAUCAUGGGUGUCCUACAGAACCCCUUCAUGGGGGAGAAAUAUAUUGAUAUCAUUCUGAAAAUGGAGGAAAUGCUGAAGAGCUGGUUCCCUAAUGUAAAACUCCAAGACCAACUCACUGUCACCCAGACAGAGGAAGCCGUUGCCAGCAAGAGGCUUAAGCAGCUGUCUCCAGUGACCACCUCUGCAGCAGUGAGCCCUGCGACGGUCAGUGAUCCUCCAGCCAGCAUCAAGGCCCUGAGAGUCACAGACCUGACCCCUCCUGGAGCCUACUCCGCCAAUAACCUGAAAUGGCUCCACACGUCGCCCAUCUGCUCCCCUACAGCAGAGCAGGCCCAGGCUGGUCCCAGGCACCUGCUGACCCCCAGAGACAGAGACCUAACGCAGGACAAUGCUGUCUCCUCCAGCACAGACAGCCACACUCAGACAGACUCUGUUCCCAGAGGCCCUCCACCAGGCAAAAUCAACGCACCCUGCCUAGAGAGGCUCCUUAAAUCAACAGACAGCAUCAUCACACGCAAGGGGACAGGGAGUUUCAUGGACAGCAGCUGGUCCUAGUCCGAAAAGAGGGUUGGGUGUCCAGCUGUAUCUGGUGCACAGCCCAGCCUCGCCUUGCCCAGCCUGCCGGGAGCCAGUCAGCUCGCUUAGCUCAUUCCAGCCUUCAAGAGAGAUGGGAGCAUUUAAAAAGGGAUGUCACAGAUUCCUCCUCAGUGUGGAACGAGUGUUGACGAACAUGUACUCUCUGCGUGGCAACGUGCCCUCUCUGACAUGACAAGUGUCUGCUUUUGUUCCCUUUUGUUGUCUUUUCCCUGUUUUUCAUUUGCACUCUUGAAUUAUGUGUGUGAGAGUCAGAAGGAUAGAUUUCACAUGCCCAGAUACCCAGAGCAAGUAUUGUACAUGACUGAACUGUUCCCACUGGCUUAUAGGUGUAAUAAUACAGAUAUUGAGCAUUUUUGAAACAGCAGUUAUGCCUGAAAGGGAGAGACACACAGUGGACGUUUGAGCUGGAAAGAAGGAUAUUCAGAUAUCCAGACAUGUCAGUGCUCUACAUAUUGUUGUGCUGAAAAAGUGGGUGAAACGUGAUGUUGCCCUCCCUCCCUCCCUCCCCACAACUCCACUCUUAAGUUUAUUGAUGUGACUGUUACUCUUUUCUUUAUUAAUAAGUCUUUUGGUACAACUGUUCUACCUCAGUGAGCACCACGUCAUGGUUAGUGAGUAGGAAUGUGAACACUAUGCUCAAAGUCUGGACCCCCUCACCAGAUCCGCAGUGAGCCAAACAGCCUCCGACAGCGAGGUAUGCAGUACAAACAGAGGAUGCUCUCUCCAUGGGGAUGCUCCUGCGGCCUGACUGGUGCCAUUGUAAAGAAUGUCAACUGCAGAUUUGUUUUUUUUUUGGGUUUUUUUUUGAGUCUCCCAGUAGAAGGCGAACAGUGCCUGUAACGUCAAGCUGUGCCUGUAAGCCGGUUUAAUAAAGAGAGAGAAGCAUUUGGAGUACCUGCUCCUCUGUGGGAUGUACAAAUCAGGAAUUUCACUCUCCUGCCAUUUUCCUGUAUUGAGUAAGUUAUUCAGAUUUGCCAACUACUUUCUGUGGUGGAGUAGAACAAUUGCUAUUUUAUUUUGCCACAGAGCUGGACAGUAUGUUAGACCAGCAGAGGGGCGAGGUAUUUGUCCGUGUAAAUCUUACAGAGAGGUUGUCAAUUAACCCUGAAAAGUGGCCUUUAUAGUGUGAAAUUUUAUACUUUAAAAAUAAACGUGGUUAUAUUUGUUUGA
Molecule: messenger RNA, 2500 nt
Organism: Melanotaenia boesemani (Boeseman's rainbowfish)
Lineage: Eukaryota; Metazoa; Chordata; Actinopteri; Atheriniformes; Melanotaeniidae
Product: circadian-associated transcriptional repressor
Exons: 6
Coding region: 188-1288 (366 amino acids)
Biological process (GO): circadian regulation of gene expression; negative regulation of DNA-templated transcription
Cellular component (GO): nucleus
Molecular function (GO): RNA polymerase II cis-regulatory region sequence-specific DNA binding
Source: RefSeq, a predicted model, not a curated record